UGCGAUCAUACCGUGUUCGUAGCUCGUAACAUUAACGACUCGUUUUUCAAAUUGUAGCUUCGUUGCGGAAAGUGAUCGCGGACUACAGAUACAACAAAAAGAAAUAGAUAUCUGUAAGAUUUACUAUUAACAGCAACAAUACGAAGGGAGAUAUAGAUACGAGAAGAAAGUGAAUAAAAUAACAUAAAUACAGUUUAGUUUAGAAAUUCAACAAACAAGUGAACUGCAGAAAAUCGCAAAGCAAAAAAAAACAACAAAGUUGUAUACUAAAUUAAAUAAAUACAAAUAAAUUAUAACCAACAACAGUCCUAACUGAAACAGUGAAUUUUUAAAUACAUAUUGAGUAAUCACAGUAAAAAUAAAUUUCUCAAUAAAAUCACGCGAAAGUGUAUACAAAUCCGAAUUGGAAAAUUAAAAAAAAAAAAAAAAAAUAUUGUAAUCAUUUGUAUAAAAGCGCGCAGCAAAAAUUAUAUACAACUGUUAAAGAAAAAUACCAGAGCAACAGGAAUUUGCCCUCAAACAAACAUAUACAGCAGCGCGAGAAAACGUACCGACACACACACACAUGCAUAUUUCUGAAAUGAAAAAAUAAUAAAUAAUUAAUUUUUUAUGGAAUGGAAUGCAGCAACAGAGAUAGCGCUAGCUGCCGACGCCUGGGGGCCGUGCGCGUAAACGAGACGCCGACAAGUUGGAGCAGCGCACGAAUUCAAUUUUGAAACGAUCCAACAGCGAACAGCAUAUAACAAGCAACAGCGCAAGCACGCGCGCGCGCAGUGGGGGAGAACGAAAGUAUGGUGUCCAUGCCUACCACAUACAUAUGUAUGUACAACUGAAAGAGGGAGCACGCCAGAGAGACUCUAAGUAAUGCGAAAUCGACGCGAUCAACGUGCAGCGCCAACGACUAGUGACUAACUUCAGCGCGUUAGUGUGCGAGAGAGCGCGCAUUAAAUAUUGCGAGUGCAGAGUGCGCCACCAAAACAACGCCCCAACCGCCCGCGCCUACCGCAAACACAAACACAUGCAUAGCCGCGCGCUAUUGGCACCAAACAGCCAACAGCAGCAAGCAGCAAGUAGUCAGCGGUGAGCAGCCAUCGUGGCCAAGUUACACACGUAUCUAACUAAACUAGCAGCCCAUAGACAGCCAUAGCUAUAGCUAGCUAGCGCGCUAACGCCCGCAAAACGAUCGCAUUGACACACACACAUACACACAUGCACCGCAGCAAGUAGCGCGAACGCGCGUUUAUACACUUAUUAGUAGUAGCGCGUUUGUGGCGAGCGCGUCGUGUACAAGGCAAGGAAUUUUUGUGCGCGACUCACGUACUUAAAUAAAUUAAUAUAAAUCUAUCUAGUGUGCCGUACAUAUUUACAUGUAAAGCGCUUUGUUUUGGUUAUGUAGACCUGUGUAUCUCAUGGUUGAUGUGUUGUUACAAUUCGCAAUUUGCAUAUCUACCAUACAUACAAAUACAAAUACAAAUAUACAAGUGUACAUGUCAGCUAACAAAACGCGCGUGUGUCUGAAGUGAACGAAUCAUACAUAUAAAUAUAUGCAUAUAUAAUAUUAUUAUAAUAACCGAUUUGUCGUAAAUCACAAGUGAAUUGAGUGCAAAGUGUGAGAAAAAAUAAGUAAAAAAUUGUUUCAAAUUGUUUGAAAACAACUGUGCUGAAUAUGAAAUAAAGUGCCAGCCAGCCAGUCAGCCAUUAUAAAGUGAAAACAGUGCAAGCAAACGAAAAAUUUGUGAAAAUUAAUUGAAAGUUUGAGAAGAAAAAAAAAUUGUAGUGUGAUACUCUGCAUAAGAAAAAAUAUAAAGCAAGCGGUUGCCGCCCCACAGCUUAAUUGCCCAUUCAUCAAAUAGCAUACAGUGCGCCGCACAGCACGCUGAUUAGCGCUUGCGAUUGCAAAUUGCAGUAGCGCAGCAGCAACGACCCACAAACAACAACAACAAACACACUCUUGCAAAAAUACAGUGCAUUUCACCAAAUUAAACGUCGCUGCCCUACAUAUGCACAUAAAUACUAGCUUAGCAGCCAGGAGUUAUGCGCCAGCAAGCAAGUGUUUGCGUCUAACAACAAUAAUAGCAACAACAACAACAGCAGCAGAUAAAAAGAUAACAGUGCCAGUGCAAGCAAAAAAAUAAAGGCAACAACAGCGAAAUUAUUAGCGCGGCGAAUAUGUUGUCGCCAGCGCAAACGCCAUCACAAACAACAACAACAGCAACAAUAAAAAUAAACACAUGCUCAACGUCAUCAGCGUCAUCGUCGCCGCCAACAUCAACGUCAGCGAGUGAAUUGCUGUUGUGCUAGUCUACGGAGUCUUGUCGUAAAUUGCCUGCAUUUGACAAGCAUUUCCAACGUUAGUAACGUUAAUAAUAGCAACAACAAAAACAACAAUAACACGAGUAGCGGUAACGCGCUUAGUGACAAUAUUCAGACAGCAUUUGCAACGAAAAUAACCGCUUACAAGCGAGCAACAACAAUUUUUGCACACGACAACAAACGACUUGUUGUUGUUGUUAUUGUCGCCAUUUAUGCAUUUUAGCGCAACAUUUAUAUAUAGUAUAUAGAUUGUUGUUGCUGCUAUUGCAUAUACAGACAUAUCCACGACGUUUACGGUUUAAGUGACGCCGCCGCGCGCCCAGUUGCCAACGUGCAGAACCGCUUCAGCAGCCGGUGCCACCGUUUUUCUUGGCAAUCAUAAAAAUAUUUUCUCGUCGACAACGUGCAGGAAUUUCAAAUUGAAAUUAUGCCAAAACAACAGCCACAAUACCACCACCACCAUCAGCUCCAACAACAGCAACAGCAUAACCAACAGCAACAACACCACAUUCACCAACAGCAACAACAGCACAAUCACACAACGACACAUCAUGGCGAAUACCCGCUGCCAGAUGGCUGGGAUAUCGCCACCGAUUUCGAUGGGAAAACCUACUACAUCGAUCAUAAUACGAAGAAGACAACGUGGCUGGAUCCGCGCGAUCGUUAUACCAAACCACAGUCGUUCGAAGAUUGUGUCGGCGAUGAGCUGCCGCAUGGCUGGGAGGAAGCUUACGAUCCACAUAUAGGACGCUACUAUAUCAAUCACAUAGAACAGUCGACGCAGCUGGAGGAUCCGCGGCAGGAAUGGAAGAGCGUGCAAGAGCAGAUGCUGAGCGAUUACUUGUCGGCCGCACAAGAUCAGUUGGAGAACAAGCGUGAACUGUAUGAUAUUAAGAAGCAGCGCUUACAGAUAGCGCAGGAGGAGUAUAAUCAGCUGAACAAAUUGGCGACCAGCAGAAGUAGUUUGUGUUCCUCUUCGAGCUCAAUGAGUCGACACGAUCCCGAUUUGUUGCGCGCCGAGGUCGCCACGUCGUGGGAGCGUGUACGUCUGCUGCGGCAGGAACUGAAGCACAUCACACACGAUAUUACACACACGCAGCGCGGCAUGAAUACGCUGUAUUCGGUGGGCGAGAAGAUCAAUGCACGCCAGAAUGGCUGCUAUGACAUCGCCGAAGUGCAGGCCAUACGCGAGGAGAUGCUUAAGGUGCACAAGUCCCUAGUGUCCGGUGAGAAGGUGCGCGAAGAGCUGAUGCGCAGUUUGGUGGAGAUUAAGAAUGAGCUGAGUCGCCAACAGAUCAACGAUGAGAAUGCUGAGCUGAUGAAUGCCGCCUCACCGUUCGAUCGAGUUUGUGUCGCUUCGCAAACCGAUCUGUGUGGCGCUGGCGAUAUGAAUAGUGGCGCACGUUUUGCCGAGAUGGCGAAGACGAAGUUGCAGUACUCAGAGUGGCGUAAACAUAUCAAGAAACUGCAACAGCAGUUGGUGGAUCAUGUGGAGCGUAUCGAUCCCGGCCAAUUGGAGUCGGAUAAGGAUCGCAUUCUGUUGAUACAGGAAAAAGAAAAACUACUGAACGAUUUGAAUAGCAUUUCGACGGAGUCACGCCCACAUGAGGAGGUGCACGUCAUACAGCAAACACGCCGUAAGCUGGAGGAAGAUCUGAAAGAGGCGUAUGAGGCUACAAAUCAAUGCAUAGCGAAACGUUUGCGUUUCCACGAGGAGAAGCAGUUGCUGGUUGGUGAACUGCAGGAAGCGCUCAAAUCUACAAAGAAACUGGAGGAACGUCUCAAGUCAUUCUCAUCGGAGAGCACAUUCUCCAUUAGCAGUGGUUCUAGUCUGGGUUCAUUGUCGACGGCGAGCAGCAAGAGCGCGCUCAGCUUCACCGACAUCUAUAUCGAUCCAUUCGCAGUGGAUUCACAAAUCGAUGUGAUCGAUCUGCAGCGUCGCUCACAGCGUUUCUAUCAACAGCAACAACUGCAAGCCGCGCAGGCACAGUUACAGCUGCAACACCAACACCAACAACAACAACACCAGUCACAAAUGCAUGCGCAUCCACAGUUACAGCAGCAGCCCUCGUCGGAGUUGUCGCUUUCGCCGCGUAGCAGCCUCUCAAUGGAAACACCACCCGCCUCGCCCAUGAAAUACAAUGCCAAUGCCGAUCAAGUGGCGAUCACCAGCCAAAGGCUCAAGGAGGAGCCAACCUAUGCCAACACACCUGCAGGAGCCGCUUUGCCACCACUCUAUCAGCCAAAUCCUGCUUUGGCCGCUGCAAUGGUACGUACACAUGCACAGGAUUUGGACUCAACACUGCUGGACUGCAUGGUGUUGGAGGCCAAACUGCAAAAACUCAAUUUAUCCGCGCCACUUAACCUGCCCGCUGCGCCGUUGUCGCCAAUUUCGGAGAAGCCAUCAUUGCUGGAUCUGCCGCAAGAGAUGCUCAGCCGUUCGUCAUCCUCCUCGAAUACACGUUCCGUGUCCGCGGCGGUAAGCAAUGAAUCAGUCGCUGGUGACUCUGGCGUUUUUGAAGCUUCACGCGCACAUUUCCCGCGCAAGGAGCUGGCGCAAGUGCAGAUCGGGCUGAAGUAUCUGAAGGAUAAGGGUGUACUAGUCGUAUCGCUAGAACGUGCGAACAAUCUCUCAGCGCUAUGGACUGCGACCGCGGACAAUUCACAAGUUUAUUUACGCGCCGCUUUGUUGCCCAACUCGCUUACAUCGAUUCGCACAAAAGCCAUGUCGGACUUCCAGAAACCUGUCUUCAGCGACACCUUUGCCGUGCCUAUAACGCUCAGCAAGCUGCAGGCGAAGAGUUUACAGGUUACUGUGGUCAGCAUGACCGGACAGAAGGAGGAGAUUAUCGGCACGGUACAGAUCAGUAUGGCCGAAUUCAACGCCGACGAUUCCACACUCAAGUGGUACAACGUGCUCAGUUCUAAGUUUAUGCCAACGUUUGAGCCAUUAGAUAUGCCCUCAACAAGUGCGGCUGCCGCUGCCAAAGCUGCUGCUGCAGCAGCUGCGUCUACGGCUGCAACACCACAUGCGUCCGCAUCCAAUGUUGCCGCCACAAAUGCACCAAAUGUCGUCAAGGAAGAGUCAUCUGAUGAAUCGACCAUUACCUCGUCACAAACCUCAACGCUGACACGCAAUCAAGUGCCGCCCUUCGAGAUGCAGGCGCAAAUCACUGAAGAAAUAGAACAACUGAGUGUAAACGAUGAAGAUGAUGAAGACGAGGAGGACGAUGAUGUGGACGACGAUGACGACAAUGAGUUGGAGGAACUGUCACCUGACUUCACAAAGAAAAUGCUGGAGGCCUACAAUUGCAUCGAUCUGAUUAAGCAGGAAUAUGCGGACAAGGAGACGAACACCGAGUGCGCAUUUCCACCCGAAAAAUUACGCGCUUCACAGCAGCAACAGCAAAUGGCCGACGACAGACCGGUCAAACGUUCGCAGACAUUCACGCCCUCAGCGGCAGUCAAUAAGAAUCGCUACAUCUGCCGACUUAAUCGCUCCGACUCGGAUUCGGCAAUGCAUUUCGGCGUGACGCCACAUCCCUUCCAUCGCGGUGCUGUCGAGCGACGUUCACUGCGCUUCCACACCAAAGCGCCCAAACAAGUGACGAAACUUCGUCAUACACACAUACCAAGAACCAGUUUGGAUUUGGAACUGGAUCUGCAAGCGCAGCAUAGCAAAUUAGAUUUCCUAAAUGAUCAAAUUGCCAAAUUGCAGAACUUGAAGCUAGUUCUGGAGAAGGGUCGUGAUAAUCGCGAUCCCUUAAUUGCCGCCUGGGCUAUUGAGAAUGAAGAGUUCCAACGCUUGGUCGAGCGUGCUGAUCCGGCCAAAUGUCCGGAGGAAAAGCAAUUGAAUAAACUGUUGGUGAAAACGGCAAAAGAAAUGCACAAGUUGCGCAAAACCAAAGUGCCGAAGGGAUCACCCGAUUUGUUGUCGUUCAAAGAGAAAAUGACCUUCUUCACACGCAAGGGCCUACCAGUGCCAGACUUGCCAGAUCGCGCCGACUACGUGUUGCCCGACGCCGAUCUGAUCGAGGAGGAAGACGAAGAGGAGGACGACGAGGAGGAUAAGGCACGCGAAACAGCGAUCGCUAUCAAUACAGCGCUCGUGGCUAGCAGUAAUCGAAACAAGAAUCUCAGUGAGAAUCAUUUGGGCAUCGUCGUCAGUCGUAGGGAGUUGAACGCAGCCAAGAGUAGCGCAGCUGCGGCCGCAGCAGCAGCGGCAUCGGCAAAAGUGAAUGCGGACGCAACAAUGCCGAACACAAGUGCGGCGGCUGUGAAUAACCAAAACAGCAAUGGCGAACAGAAGGACGAGCGCUACGACUAUGUGGUCGAUCGUAAUUACGGUGUCGAAGUUUGAAGCCGCUAAGCGUUGCUUAACUGUAUAUUUUGUAGUUGUACAUAUUAUUAUUUAGUUUGUCUAUGUAAGUAUAUUUAUGCCUUGUAUAUUGAAUAUCCGCUAAAGGAUAACAUAUAACGACAGAAACAAAAAUUGUGCCUUACUCGUAGUUUUAUCAAAGUUCGAAAGAUAUCACGAAAUUAGCAAAGAUAUCUUUUGAAUUUAUGAGAUUUAGUUGUUACAUUAAUUUGCUGUACAAAAAUUGAGUAUUUGCAGACUUGCAAAAGAAAAUAGAUAUUAUAUAAAGAAUAUAGUUUUAAAACAAUGAAAUAGCGCGCAGCUGGCACUCGCACGCUGCCCGUUUAAGCAAAAAUUUUAUAAAAAAUAUUUUUUUUUUUAAAUUGAAUUUGGACCUGAAAGGGUUAUUGCAUACCCAAGACUUUAAUGUUUGAAUUGUAAACAAACUGUAAUAGAUUUUUCGAUAAACCUGCUAAAAAAGCAAAAGCAAAAACACAAACAAACACACCCAAAGGAGACGCUACAUGUCGCAGCGUGUUUAUUUAGAAUUUAAUUUCUUUUUAUUGUUGUUAAAAACAUAACUCAAUGAAAUGUAGUUAAGCUGUAACUCGUGUAAAUUUUAACAGCAGAAAAUUUAUCGCAUGCGAUUUUUUUGCAAAAUUAUCUGAAAUAUUUACAUAAAAAAUUCUUAUUUAUUUAAUUUUUUUAUACAUUAUUAUUAUAUUUUAAUAUAUUGGAAGGCUUGCGUUUUUGUUGAGCUCGAUUUUAUAAUGUUUUGUUGUAAUUUAUAUUGAAUGAUGGCAAUCCACACAUAAUUAUUACUAGUAGUUACUAUAACAAUAUUACAUAUUAGCAUACUAUUUACAUACAUACAUUUAAAAUUUAUUUAUACACUAUAUCGCUACUUAUUUAAAUAAUUAUAAUAAAUACAUACAUAUAUAUAGAAUAUUACAAAUUUUUGCGAAAAUGAAUUCACUUGAAAAUGCAAAAAAAAAAAUAUUAGAAUCUGUAUAAAAGAAAGUGGAAAACAUAUUAUUCUUGUUAAGUCUGCCACAAUUAGUUAGCGUUUGUGUUUGCAAGCAAUCAAGCAAUGGAGCAAAUAUUUUGUUGUUUUAGUUUUAGCGUAUAUAAAUAAUAACUGUAAAUAUAAAUGUAAAAAAUGCAAGUGAAAUGCAUACAAAAUUUUUGAAAAAUCGCAACUUUCUAAUAGUCAAAAAUGUAAUGAUUUCCAAAUUCGUGUUGAGUUGUUGUGUUUGAUUUGCUCUUUGCCUGAUUUGAGUUUGCAUAAUUUUUUUAAUUACUUGUGAAAUUGUAAAUCUUAGCUUAAGUGUAUUGUAUGUAUAAAAGUUGUCUUUUAAUUUAUUUUUUUUUAGUUUUUGGUGGAACUUAUGCUUGUGUUUGCGUGUUAAAAAAGAAUAUUUACCAAUGUAUGUAUAUUGUUUGAUUUAUAUGCUAUUUUAUCUAUAGUGGGUUUAUAAUUUAAGUGCAGUUGUAUGUAUGUUUGUAAUUUAGCGAAUGAAAAAUUGAAAAAAAAACAGCAAAAAUAAGUUUAACCAUUGAAAAAAUGAAAAAAAUAUGUGACUAAUAUAUGUAUAUGUAAUGGGAGUGCUUUUGUAAAGUGUAAAGUGUCGAACGGCACUUUAUAUUUAUAACUAAAUUUAGCUUAAUCAUAAACUGUAAUUCUAACUAAUGCUAUUAAACUCUCUCAUUUACUAGAUUAACUACCCCCACAAAUUACUACUCAAAUAAUUAAACAACAAAAUAAACAAAUUUAGUAAUGUACAUUGUACGAGUAUUUGUGCAAUAAACCAAAAUGAAAUUGAAAAAAAUCAAAAUAAA
Molecule: messenger RNA, 8509 nt
Organism: Zeugodacus cucurbitae (melon fly)
Lineage: Eukaryota; Metazoa; Arthropoda; Insecta; Diptera; Tephritidae
Gene: kibra
Product: protein kibra
Exons: 9
Coding region: 2741-6673 (1310 amino acids)
Biological process (GO): regulation of DNA-templated transcription; cell migration; regulation of hippo signaling
Cellular component (GO): cytoplasm
Molecular function (GO): kinase binding; molecular adaptor activity
Source: RefSeq, a predicted model, not a curated record